Messenger RNA from Peromyscus maniculatus bairdii (prairie deer mouse), 4541 nucleotides. RefSeq lists its product as uncharacterized. The record is from RefSeq and is a predicted model, not a curated record. Gene Ontology annotation, biological process: regulation of DNA-templated transcription. NCBI's taxonomy places the organism in Eukaryota, Metazoa, Chordata, Mammalia, Rodentia, Cricetidae.
AGGGACUGUCUCUGUGGGACUCGAACCUUGUGAUUCACUUAACCUGGUGAGUUCACUUCCAAAGUGGGAGGCGUGCAGUGUGUGGAAAUGCAGCAGGUGGCCGUUCGGCCACGUCAGAGGCAAAUUCUGCUUCAGUGCAGUUGUAUCCAAGGUCAGCGGGUCCUCACCAAGGGAAGACUGGGCACAGAGCGACGGUGGCCGGAACGCUUGCUCUGGUUCCAGCCAGCCAGGGGGGCACCCGUUGUUCCGCCACAGAGGGCUCCGUGUGUGAGUCUAGCGCCCCGACGGGAUUUUCCUCACCACAGCGGUGAAACGCUCGUCAGGAGCUCGGGGAGCGCGGAUUGUGCAACCGCACCGUGUGAAGCUGACCCCCUGGAAUCAUCCUGGGGGAGCAGCUGAGGCGGCCAGUACGAGUUGUCCGAUGGGGACCGCGGGCAGGCGAAGCGGAAGAGCGUCACUCGCCAUCUUUCUUCCUGGUGCCUCCAGAGCGGCGGCCCGGUCGUGUCAGUUUAUGGAGCCGCCAGCGGUUCAGCCUCGGGGUGUUUGUAGGACCUCCACACCUAGUAAAAGAGUCAGGUGGCAGCAGUCCAGGGGUUCAGGCGUAAACAGUGGCGAUCCGGUGCAACCAGUUUGAUCAGGAGCGCGGGAGAACGGAGCGGAAGUUCCUCAUCCGCCCUCUUUCUUCCUGGCAGCUCUCCUUCUUUGCAAGGCUGGCCAGUCAACCGAGGGAGUCCCGGGUCGCUGGAGCACAGCGGCUCCACGAGCCCUGAACCUAGGAGCUGCGAGCGUGAGGCCGCAGGAGGCCCCGAGCGAGCGCAGCCAUGGAGUCUUUAUCCUUUGAGGAUGUGGCUGUGAAUUUCACUUCAGAGGAGUGGGCUUUACUGAAUUCUUCCCAAAAGAGGUUGCACAGAGAUGUGAUGCAGGAAACCUUCAGGAACCUGGCUGCCAUAGCAAAAAAACAAGACAAGACCCUUGAAGAUGACUAUGAAAAUUUAAGGAAAAUUCUUCCCAUUGCAGUUCAGACUGGAUACAAACUAUGUGAGAAUCAAGAAUAUGCAGAGAAACCAGCCAAAUAUAAGGAAUGUGAGAAAGUCUUUAGUUCUUCUCAGUGCUUUCUGGAACACAUAAAGACUCAUGUGGAAGAGAAAACUUAUGAAUGUAAGCAAACUGAGGAAGGUUUUAGUAGACACAGUAAUGUUCAGGUCCCUGAAAGAAUGCAUGCUACAGAAAAUCCUUGUGUUUUAAAGCAGAGUGAAAAAGACUUUUUGACUCUUGCUGAUAUUCAACAGCACAUAACACAAAAUGGACAUGGGCCAUAUAUAUGUAAAGUAUGUGGUAAAGCCUUUCACUCUUCCAGUUCUUUCUUGACACACGAAAAAACACAUAAUGGAGAACAGAUUUAUACAUGUAAGCAAUGUGGCAAAACCUUCACUUAUUCCAGUGGCCUUCGCCGCCAUGAAAGGACUCAUAGUGGAGAGAAACCCUAUGAAUGCAAGCAAUUUCUGAAAGUCUUUCCUUCUUUGAGUAAGGUUGAAAGUCAUGAACAAACUAACAAUGGAAUAAAAUACAUAUGUAAUCAAUGUGGGAUAGCCUUCAGUGAUCACAAUUCCCUUCAAUGCCAUGAAAAGAUUCACAGUUUAGAGAAACCCUAUAUAUACAAGCAAUGUGGAAAAGCAUUCGCUUGUUCUAGUGCCUUGCGAAGACAUGAGCGAAUUCAUACUGGAGUGAAACCCUAUGAAUGUAAGGUAUGUGGGAAAGCUUUCAUUGAUUGCAGUUCUCUUCAAUGUCAUGAAAGGAUUCAUAGUGGAGAGAAACCUUAUGUAUGUAAGCUAUGUGGGAAAGCAUUCAGUCGUCAAGGUUCUCUUAAAUGCCAUGAAAGGAUUCAUAGUGGAGAGAAGCCCUAUGCAUGCAAGCAAUGUGGGAAAAACUUCAUGCAUCACAAUGCUCUUAGAUACCAUGAGCAGAUUCACAGUGGAGAGAAAUCCUAUGGGUGUAAGCAAUGUGGGAAAGCCUUUGUGUUGAGCAGCGCAUUGAAAAAACAUGAACGAAUUCACAGCGGAUUGAAACCUUGUUUGUGCAGGGUGUGUGGAAAAGCCUUCACAUUUCAUAGUUCCCUUCAUUGCCAUGAAAGGACUCACACCGGAGAGAAACCCUAUGUAUGUAAACAGUGCGGAAAAGCCUUUAUGUAUCACAGUUCUCUUCGUUGCCAUGAAAAUAUUCACAGUACAGAGAAACCCUAUGUAUGUAAGUUAUGUGGGACAGCAUUCACUUAUCAUAGUUCUCUUCAACGCCAUGAAAGAAUCCACAGGGGCGAGAAACCAUAUGUAUGUAAGUUCUGUGGGAAAGCCUUCACUGAUCACAGUUCCCUUCGAUGCCAUGAAAGAAUUCACACUGGAGAGAAACCCUAUGUAUGUAAACAAUGUGGGAAAUCCUACAGUACUCAUGGUUCUCUUCGAUACCAUGAAAAGAUGCACUGUGUGUAAACUACAUUGGAAGAACUUCUCUUUGAAUAAGUUUUAAUCUCAUUAACAACAACCAAAAUAAAAAAACCAACUAUAUGGUUGUAAGCAAUGUGAAUAACCCUUAACAUGUUGUGGUUCCCUUCAAAAACAUGAAUGGAGACACAUUGGAGAAUAUCUCUAAAUAUAGAGUAAAGGAAAGCCCCAUUGUUAGUUACGAGCUCUUUCUAGUAAGCAUGAUGGCAUAGUGAAUUUAAUGCGUAUCAAUGUAAAGCAUGUGGGAUUAUCUCUAUUUGUCUCUGUUCAGUUCUCCAAAAAAAAAAAAAAAAAAACACUAGGAGGAUGGGGAGAUGGCUCAAUCUGUAUAGUGCCUGCCACAGAAGCAUGAGAUCCUGAGUUUAAAUCCUUAGCACCCAUAUAAAAGCCAGACAUGGUGACACAUGCCUGUAAUUCCAGUGCUAGGGAGGCAAAGACAAGAGAUCCCUGAACUUGCUGGUUAACUAGUCUACUCAAAUCUAUUCAGAUUCGGUGAGAGAUCUCUCAAAAAGUAAAGUGGAGAAUGAUUAAGGAAGACAUCCAACAUUAACAUCAACCUCUGGCCUCUACAUGCAAGUACAAUGUGCAGCCACACACAUAUGAACACUCAUCCUCACAUGUAUGCACACCACACACACAAAAGGACACAUUGGAUCAAGAACCUUGAUUAGAAGAAAUCUGUAAGUCUUCACUUGGCCAGCAUAUACACAGUAAAACCUUGUAAAUGUAAGUAGAAUUGUCAUUUGUAGCACGUGUCAAAAGCUGAUGUAGUAGGAUUCUAUUAACAUAACUAAUGUGAAGAGCCUGGCAUAAAAUAACUUAUGGACUGCUUUAGAAAUUACACCCUUCAGAGGAAAUGUUCUAAUAUUUAUAAAUGUUUGUCAGUGUCAUAUUCUUAAGUAGAUCUAAACUGUGCUUUAAUUUUUUUCUUGAAAAUCAGUGUUUCACCUUUUUUUUUUUUUUUGAGCUGAGGAUCGAACCCAGGGCCUUGCGCUUGUUAGGCAAGUGCUCAUACCACUGAGCACUAAAUCCCCAACCCUGAAAAUCAAUGUUUCAUUGAAAUUAUUUGCUAAGGUUUACUUAAACAGUUACAUGUGCUUAAUCUGUAGUUUCAGUAUUAGUAAAUUCAGUUAAUAACUUUCUGCUUUUAAUUUAAAAUGUUGAAUUGAAAUGUCUUUCUAAUAUGUGAGCAGUCAUAAUUUUUAUGUAGUUUUAAAAUAAUUUUGCUAAUGGACUUAUAAAAAAUUUUAAAUUUGGGCUGGGAAAAUGGCUCAAUGGAUAAGCUUCAGGACCUAGGCCAGAUCCCCAGCACUCAUGCAAAAAGCCAGAGAUGACCAAACAUGCCUGUAUCCCCAGCGUUGAAAGGAGGGGUUCAGGAAGAUUACUGGGGCUUGCUGGCCAACUAGUCUAGAUGAAAACAAGCUCUAAGAUUAGUUUAAGACCAUGUCUCAAGCACAUAAGGCAGACAGGUUGGAGAGAGUUACCUGAUGUUGUCCUCUAGCUUCCACACAUGCAAGCUCAGUGUUCACAGAUAUGAAAGGUUAUUAAUACUUGUGAUUUUCCUACUAGGCUCUUGUCAUAGGUCAUAUAUGUAUAUAAAUUCAGAACAAAUGACUUUAAAGUAGAUUUAACUAUUUUUCACUUUUAAUAUUUUCUCCAAAUAAGAUUUCUGUACAUAUUUUAUAUUUUAACUGUUUUCAAAAGUGUAUACAUUGACACAUGUUAUUUUUCGUAUAUGGACAAUAUAUCUGCAAAAUAAUCAUCAAAAAGAGAUCAGCUUUACAAUUUUUCAAAUUGUUCCUUUCAUGUUAUAGUCAUUGUCAAAAUACUGGUGAAAUGUCCUUAUGUAGUGGAAUCCUACUAACGAAUGCUCUUUUUAUAUUUAUAUUUAUGUUAUAGUUUUUUAUCAUAAUUUUCCCUUUACUUCUCUCAUCAAAAGAUACAUCCCACUGGUUUAAGUAUGUUCUGGCCAGAGAUAACCAGGGCCAAGUCUUUAGUCACAACGAAUGUAAUGGAUUGCUGUAAUAAAUCUAUCUACAUACCAUA